This is a messenger RNA of Maudiozyma saulgeensis, 2403 nucleotides long. NCBI's taxonomy places the organism in Eukaryota, Fungi, Ascomycota, Saccharomycetes, Saccharomycetales, Saccharomycetaceae. The record is from the annotation of a GenBank genome assembly.
AUGGGUUUCGCCGUUAAAGUGUUGUCCCAGUUUGUUAGGCGACAUAGUACCCUUGAAAAGAUACGUAAUAUUGGGAUUAUAGCUCAUAUCGAUGCUGGAAAGACUACUACCACUGAGCGUAUGCUAUAUUAUGCAGGUAAGACUGAUCGGAUAGGUAAUGUUGACCAUGGGGAUACAAUCACAGAUUUUCUUCCCCAGGAAAGAUCAAGAGGCAUUACCAUUCAAAGUGCAGCUAUAUCGUUUGAUUGGAGAAAUAGAGGGGAAAUUAAUUUAAUAGAUACGCCUGGACAUGCAGAUUUUAGUUUUGAAGUCAUUAGGGCUUUGAAAGUGUUAGACGGUUGUGUUACUAUUUUUGAUGCAGUAGCAGGUGUAGAAGCCCAAACUGAAAAAGUUUGGAAAAUGUCUAAACAGAUACCGAAAAUAUGUUUUAUUAAUAAGAUGGAUAGAGAAGGUGCAGGUUUUAGUAGAACCGUUAAAGAAAUAAUUAUGAAGCUGAGUACCAGGAUAGCUUUGGUAAAUAUUCCAUAUUUCUCAUUGAAUCCUCAAACUAGAGAACAAAAAUUUGAAGGUGUGAUAGAUAUAAUCAAUAAAAAAUUAAUAAAAUGGGAUAUUAAUGAUCCAGAUAGUGUCAACGUUGUGGAACUGGAUCCAAUUAAGGAUAAAUAUUUGUUCGAUCAAUUAUCUAAGGCAAGGGAAUCUCUCAUUGAGACUUUAAGUGAAUUUGAUGAUACUUUAGUAGAAACUUUCCUUGAGGAAGCAAAUGGUGAUUAUUUGAAAUUAUCAUCUUCAGUGAUAAAUAGAACGUUAAGAAACUUAACUCUUGAUAAUACCAUUACGCCAAUACUAUGUGGGGCUUCUUUCAAAAAUGUCGGUGUGCAACCAUUAUUGGAUGCCGUGGUAGAUUAUUUACCAUCGCCGAUCGAAACAAAGCUUCCAGAUAUCAAUAAAAAAAAUUUUGUUAUGAAAUUUGAUCAUUCCAAGGGGUUAAUAAUAAACAAUAAUAAUUCUAUGUGUGUUGCAUUAGCGUUCAAAGUUAUUACUGAUCCAAUAAGAGGUUUAAUGGUUUUCGUAAGGGUUUAUUCGGGGACCCUCAAAAAUGGAUUUACUGUAUAUAAUACAACUACUAAAAAACCAUUCAAGAUAGGUAAAUUGGUUAGGAUGAAUGCCGAUGUCCCAGAAGAGAUUAACCAUUUAAAUACUGGUGAGAUCGGUGUCUUAACAGGUAGUUCUAUUGAUGGUAAUGUAUCCACAGGGGACACUAUAAUAUCUCAUUCGAUGAAAAAAGAUGGAUUAAAGUCGUUCAAAAAAAACGAAGAAUUGACUUUAAAGAUUAACCCAAUAAGUGUACCUGAACCUGUCUUCACAGUGACCGUGGAACCAAAAUCCCUUGGUAAUAAGGAUUCUAUGGAGAAAUCAUUAAAGAGACUUGUCAUUGAGGAUCCAAGUCUUAGAGUUACCGUAGAUGAAGAGACAGGACAAACUUUACUUAGUGGUAUGGGUGAAUUGCAUUUAGAAAUUGCCGGAGAUAAGCUUGUGAAUACACUUGGUGCCAAAGUGGAAUUGGGUAAAGUCACGGUAUCAUAUAAGGAAACAAUAAAUGAAAACACUUCGGUGGAGAGUUACUCUGAUGACAAGGGAUAUAACUUUUCAAUAUCUUUAGAACCUUUGGAUGGUUCGGUUAAAGAUAUUUCCAAGCAGUCCAAUAAAGAGAUGUGGUAUUCAUUGGGUAGUGAUAAUAAUUAUUUAAUAAUGGAGAAAAAUGAUAAAUAUGAUCCAGAAAAUGAGUGGCUUUUACAAUUAACAUAUGAUUCAAUCGUCAAUUCGAUAGUAUCUAGUUCAAUUGUUGCGUUUCAAAAAGGUGGGAAAAUAUCUAAUUUUCCUUUACAUUCCUGUCUUGUACGUGUUCAUAGUAAUUGGCAAGUACCUAUAGAUGUUGAAAAACCAAGUGAGAUCCUUGAAAUAACAAGAAAUGUGAUAAUCAAAAGCUUAAACAAACUAGUUACUAAUCAAUAUUCAGUGUUACAACCAAUUAUGAGUUUGAAUAUAGACGUUGAUCCAAACGAUAUGGGUGUAGUUAUCCGUGAUUUGACAAGUGAUCAUGAUGCCAUCAUCCUAUCUAUUGACGAUCGUGAUAGCGUCGAAAAAGCUGAGGACAAUUUAUUGUUUAAUAAAAUUGCUGAAAUGCAAUACUUACCUGAUGACGUAACUUUGAAUUUGAUGAAAACUUCCACCGGUAAUGAAAGUUCAAAGCACAUCAAAGCUGAAGUGCCAUUAAGAAAGAUGAUUGCAUAUAAUAAGAAACUGAGAAGUCUUACUCAAGGAAGGGCGGAUUUCCAGAUGUAUUUUGAGAAAAUGGAAAGAGUAACCUCAGAUCAUUUAAAGGAGAUUAUUGACGAUCUAUGA